Messenger RNA from Salmo salar (Atlantic salmon), 4716 nucleotides. Lineage: Eukaryota; Metazoa; Chordata; Actinopteri; Salmoniformes; Salmonidae. The record is from RefSeq and is a predicted model, not a curated record.
UCUCAUUGUUAAGGGGCCAACAACCUUGUAUAUUUUAUUAAAGGUUCAAUAAAGGAAAAACUCCACUUUUCAAACUGAUCCUGAUCUGUUUGUGUGACGUCAUUCUUUUGACACAAUGAAACAGCUUGAUUGAAAUUAGUUUGAAAUACACACCUUGCCUGCUGGAACAUAAGAGAUCAAGUUGUACACGACAUGAACCAACAAACCAGUGUGACAUUUAUUGGACAAAUGAUAACGGUGGACCAGGCUUCUGCCUACAGCCUCACAUGAGGAAAUCAAAUCCACCAGUGUGCUUCUGAAGAAAAGGUUGAGAACAGUAGCCACUGUUCAUUUGUCAAGGAGUCUUUUGAACGAGGACAGGAGAUCGGGCUGCUAAGAUGGAGCUUUCCGAGCCUGGAAGGUGUAAACUAGACUGUAUGGACUCUGAAAUAUCAAGUUCUCUCUCCAGGAUGUCAUUGACCCGGUCUAGCCCGGGUACCCCUGAUCGACCUUCCCACCCCGCAGCCCCCGGGCCCCUCCAGGCACCUCUCGGCCCUGCCUUGGUCCAGUUCCAGCUAGGCCUCUUCAGGGAGGUGGUAUGGGUGCCUAGAGGGCAGCUCAGCUUUCGCCACGCCAAGAGACUGGCGGCAGAGAUCAUAGAACGCAAGGCUCCAGACUGCAGUGUGGUGGGUGUAGGGGAGAAGAUCCUCCUGUUUAGACACCAGCCUGGCUCAGAACACCUCCUCCACAGACUCACAGACCAGGAUCCACUGCAGGACGGUGACCUCAUAGAGGUCAUCCUCUCAGGAUCAGCUGCUGUGACGGAGAUGAAGACCCGCCCACACUCCCUGGCUGUCCAAUCAUAUCGCACCCCCACCUUCUGUCACCACUGUGGUGAGAUGCUGUGGGGACUGAUACGUCAAGGGUUAAAAUGUGAAGGUUGUGGGUUAGACUUCCAUAAGCGCUGUGCGCUGCAGUUGCCUAGUGACUGUAGCCGCGCACGGCGUCGUGUGUGUGGCCCCAGCCUGUCCCUGUUCCCCCCUGGCAGGCCCCGGACGCACUCCCUCUCCACACCUGCAGGAGGCAGUCUAGAGGAGAUCAGUAUGUCCAAGCCCAGGUCCAGACCCCCGUCAUGGACAGAUCACCCGGUGUGGCUGGGGGUGGGCCAGGGAAAGGAUGGUGAGACAGGCAGGGCCAGGGUGCCCCACACCUUCCACAUCCACAGCUACACCAAGCCUACCGUGUGCCAGCACUGCCGCCACCUCCUCAAAGGCCUCUUCCGCCAGGGCCUACAAUGCUCCGACUGUAAGCUGAACUGCCAUCGUCGCUGUGAGAGCUCCCUGGUCCCCGCUGACUGUCCUGGAGAGAGGAGGAACACCAAUGGGGAAGGAGACUCAGUGUCCAGUCUCGGCUACAAGAACGACACAGAGGAUGAUGAGGAGGAUAUGAGCUUGAGUAUAACAUCACUAGAAGACGAUGACGACGAGCCGUCUACUGAGAUUCCAUUUGCUGAGAACAAGGAAGUGGGACAUCAGCCACCAAUCAUUCCAUGUUUCAGUAGUUAUAUUCCUCUAAUGCGGGUAGUCCAGUCAGUCCGUCACACUAAAAGACAGGCCAGUGGAGUACUGAGAGAGGGUUGGCUACUGCAUCACACCAACACUGACACACUGAGGAAACGUCAUUACUGGAUAUUGGACUGGAAGAGUAUCACUCUGUACCAGAACGAGAUCAACACCAAGUACUACAAGGAGAUUCCUCUAUCUGAGGUGCUGCAGGUACGAGGCCCCGCCCAGCUGUCUGUCCCCUUGUUGCCCGGCAACAGUGCCCACUCCUUCGAAGUGGUGACGGGCACGCUGGUGUACUGUGUGUUGGCGGGCCGGGAUGGACAGGCCUGGGAAACCGCCGUACGCCAGGCUCUGAUGCCCGUGCUGAACAGUGGGCAGGUGGACAAACAGGGACAAGACCAUGAACCCCAGAGUGGAAAAAGCCCGGAUGUCAGCUCAGUGUAUCAGAUCUUCACUGAUGAGGUGCUGGGUUCAGGACAGUUUGGAGUGGUGUAUGGAGGCACCCACAGACAGUCUGGUCGGCCAGUGGCCGUCAAGGUCAUCGACAAAACCCGUUUCCCUACCAAACAGGAGAGACAGUUGAGGAACGAGCAGGCAAUUCUACAGAAUCUGUCCCACCUCGGUAUAGUUCUACUGGAGGGCGUGUUUGAGACCAUGGAUCACGUAUUCAUUGUCAUGGAGAAGCUCCAUGGAGAUAUGCUGGAGAUGAUUCUGUCCAAUGAGAAGGGCCGACUGCCAGAGCGCACCACACGUUUCUUGGUUACACAGAUUUUAGAGGCCCUGCGCUACCUGCACUUCAAACACAUCGCUCACUGUGACCUGAAACCUGAGAAUGUACUGCUGGCCUCCCCAGACUCUUUCCCUCAGGUAAAGCUGUGUGACUUUGGUUUUGCCCGCAUCAUCGGCGAGAAGUCAUUCCGCCGGUCGGUGGUGGGCACGCCGGCCUACCUGGCACCCGAGGUCAUCAGUAGCCACGGUUACAACCGCUCGCUGGACAUGUGGGCGGUGGGUGUGGUCCUGUACGUCAGCCUGAGCGGAACGUUCCCCUUCAACGAGGACGAGGACAUCAAACAACAGAUCACCAACGCUGCCUUCAUGUACCCCCGCCUGCCCUGGUCUAACAUCUCACUAGAGGCUGUGAGUCUUAUCAACAACCUGCUCCAGGUUGCAGUAAGAUGUAGGUUCAGUGUGGGAAAAGCACUGGGGCACCCCUGGCUACAGGACUUCCAGUUGUGGUGUGACCUGAGGGAGUUUGAGAAGAGGAUGGGCUGCAGGUACCUGACCCACGAGGGGGAUGAGGACCGCUGGAGAUGCCACGCCCUGGAGAGGGGCCUGGUCUUCCCCUCUCACCUCACCUGGACCCCCGGGUACGAUGACAGCCUGUGACCCUAGGCCCAAAUGUCAAAGGUGAAGGGUCGGACAAGAUGGCUUCUGGACUACUGGUGUGUUUCAGUGGUCAUCAGCAUAAACAACUGUCUGGACGCUGUUAGUGGAAGGUGGAGUGGUGAGUCUGUUUCUAUAGCAGUCUCGUAUAAAAAGAUCACCGGAAGAGAUUACGACUCCGGAUUCGGACGCAGUGACAAUUCCUGGACUUUAUGGUGCCCUAGUGAUGCCAGCUCUUGUAGUGGUUAUUGUUUAAUGCAUGAUAAUAUUAGGACUAAUGUUUCAGGCCCUCUGUGCCCCAGAGUAGUAGUUUACCAGGAUCACAAGGCAGGUUCUCUGUCCUUCUACAAAAUGCAUCCUUCUAUGACCCUCCUCCACAGAGUUCAGACAAAUUCACUCAGCCCCUCUAUCCUACGUUUUGGCGGUAUUGGUACGAUACUGAGAUGUGUAAGCCUUGGUAGAGGUGAUGGUCUACAUACACUAUAUUUACAGAAGUAUGUGGACACCCAUUCAAAUGAGUGGAUUUGGCUAUUUCAGCCACACCCAUUGCUGACAGGUGUAUAAAAUCGAGCACACAGCCAUGCAAUCUCCAUAGACAAACAUUGGCAGUAGAAUGGCCUUACUGAAGAGCUCAGUGACUUUCAACAUGGCACUGUCAUAGGAUGCCACCUUUCCAACAAGUCAGGUCAUCAAAUUUCUGCUCUGCUAGAGCUUCCCCAGUCAACUGUAAGUGCUGUUAUUGUGAAGAAGAAACAUCUAGGAGCAACAAUGGCUCAGCCGCGAAGUGGUAGGUCACACAAGCUCACAGAACAGGACCACUGAAUGUUGAAGUGCGUAACUGUCCUCAGUUGCAACACUCACUACCAUGUUCCAAACUGCCUCUGGAAGCAACGUCAGCUUCCAGAGGCAUAAAAUGGAUUUCCAUGGCCGAACAUACGCUCACAAGCCUAAGAUCACCAUGCACAAUGCCAAGCGUCAGAUGGAGCGGUGUAAAGCUCGCUGCUAUUGGACUCUGGGGCAGUGGAAAUGCAUUCUCUGGAGUGAUGAAUCACUCUUCACCAUCUGGCAGUCCGAUGUCCAAAUCUGGGUUCGGCGGAUAACAGGAGAACGCUACGUGUCCCAAUGCAUAGUGCCAACUGUACAGUUUGGUGGAGGAGGAAUAAUGGUCUGGGGCUGUUUUUCAUGAUUCAGGCUAGGCCCCUUAGUUCCAGUGAAGGGAAAUAUUAACGCUACAGCAUACAAUGACAUUCUAGAUGAUUCUGUCCUUCCAACUUUGUGGCAACAGUUUGGGGAAGGCCCUUUCCUGUUUUAGCAUGACAAUGACCCCGUGCACAAAGCGAGGUCCAUACAAAAAUGGUUUGUCGAGAUCGGUGUGGAAGACUGGCCUGCACAGAGCCCUGACCUCAACCGUAUCGAACAACUUUGGGAUGAAUUGGAACACCGACUGCAAGGCAGGCCUAAUCUAAUCGCCCAACAUCAGUGCCUGACCUCAGUAAUGCUCUUGUGGCUUGAUGGAAGCAAGUCCCAGCAGCAAUUUUCCAACAUCUAGUGGAAAGCCUUCCCAGAAGAGUGGAGUCUGUUAUAGCAGCAAAGGGGGGACCAACUCCAUAUUAAUGCCAAUGGUUUUGGAAUGAAAGGUUCCUCGAGCAGGUGUCGACAUACUUUUGGUCUUGUAGUGUAUGUGAUGUUUUAACAUUUUCCUGUGCAUUUAUUUUUCAAAAUGUUUGGAUCAUAAAACUGUCCACUUGAUGGCGCUAUUUGCCAAACAAUAAACAGCAUUGCUAAUCUA